This is a messenger RNA of Schistocerca serialis cubense, 1287 nucleotides long. Its product is annotated as UDP-glucosyltransferase 2-like. The record is from RefSeq and is a predicted model, not a curated record. The transcript has 4 exons. The coding region runs from base 27 to 1184 and encodes 385 amino acids. NCBI's taxonomy places the organism in Eukaryota, Metazoa, Arthropoda, Insecta, Orthoptera, Acrididae. Gene Ontology annotation, molecular function: UDP-glycosyltransferase activity.
AGAGAGACACCUUCGACUUGGUGAUCAUGGAGCGGAUGCCAUCCCAGGCUUUCUUCGGCCUGGUCCACAACGCGGGUUCGCCUCCGCUGGUGGGCAUGAUCACGCUGCCGGCGUUCGCGCCCGUCUACCACGCCAUGGGUAACCUCAUGAACCCGGCCUACUCGCCCGACGUCUGGGUCGGGUACUCCGACCACAUGAGCUUCUGGCAGCGUGCGUAUAACGCUUACUUCCAGCUGAGGUUCUGUUACAUGUGGUACUUCCAGAUACAGCCGACCGAGGAGGCGAUCAUGAGGCAGUACUUCGGACCGGGACCCCCGCCAGUGCACGAGACGGAGCGAAACGUGAGCUUCCUCAUCGUCAACAGUCACUUUUCCGUCGACUACCCACGUCCCCUUUUACCUAACAUCGUAGAGAUCACUGGGAUCCAUGUGCAGACGCAGACUAAGCCAUUGCCGAAGGAUAUCCAGGAGUUUAUUGACGGGACAGAGCACGGUCUGAUAUACAUGAGUCUGGGUUCCAAUGUCAGGAGCAGCGGUUUGCCGUGGCAGAAAGUCCAGGCCUUCCUGGACGCCUUUCGCGAACUCCCACAGCGCAUCCUCUGGAAGUGGGAGAACAAGACCCUACCCGGACAGCCACCAAACGUGAUGGCCAGCGAGUGGUUGCCUCAGCAGGACAUACUAGCUCACCGAAAAGUGCGCCUCUUCAUCACACAGGGAGGCCUUCAGAGCAUGAACGAAGCGAUGUAUCACGCAGUUCCCUUUCUUGCCAUUCCGUUCUUUGCUGACCAACCGUACAAUGUGGCCAAGAUUGUGCAAGCUGAACUUGGAGUCUCUCUGCAAUUCAACGAUCUCACAAAGGACUCCAUACUUCAACAUUCGCGAGCUGUUCUAGAGAAUCAAAGGUACAAAGAGAACAUGAACAGGCUAUCAGAGAUAUUCCGCGAGCACCAGGCGGACUCUUUGGAGCGCGCCGUGUGGUGGGUGGAGUACGUGAUACGUCACAAGGGGGCCCCGCACAUGCGCAGUGCUGCCCUCGACCUGCACUGGUGGCAGCUGCUACUACUCGACGUCAUCGCUUUCAUCUUGCUGUCAACGUGCGCCGUUAUGUACGCCGCCUUCUACUUCAUACGGCAGAUCACUGUUGCGAUGAAGGAUACUAAGAGAAAAGAUAAGAAACAGUUGUGAUGUACGACGCCUCUAUUUAGCUGUUUAAUCACGUUUCUCAUACUGAACUGCCUCAUAUGUUGAAGAGUGUACUCUUCUUUCUAAGUAUGAUUCAUGCUAUAAA